AGUAGAAUUUGUGGCGUUGUUGCUGUUAAUUGUCGGGUUUACAGUCAACUUCACCACGUUUAGGCCCCAAAAUGAUUCUCUGCUGGUUCCGCUGAUGUUCCGGCUUUGGACUCCGGUCCGGACAGUUCUCAAGAGGUUCUGCAGCGCUUCAGACAUGCCGAACCCGAGAGGAAAGUUCUUCUACGCUGUCAGGAAGGGAGUGAAACCCGGAGUGUACGGGUCAUGGGAAGAGUGUAAGAUCCAGGUGGACAAGUUUCCAGCUGCGUUGUUUAAGAAGUUUGGAUCAGAACGAGAUGCCUGGGCGUUCUUCAGAGGAGAAGACCCGUCUGCAGUUCCGGGCCACAGCACAGGGACCCGGCCUGGAGAGACAGACGUCUCUCUGCUGCCCAGACGGGGCCCAGAGCCGGUGGAAUGCAUCCCGCUAGGAAAGAAGAGGCCCCGCCCAGAGGAGGGGGCGGAGCUUCAGCCUAAACGAGCCAAGCCUAAACGAGCCAAGCCAUCAGAGAGCCUGUUAGCAGGAAGCAGUGAUGGAUUCACCUACAUGGGUGAUGCGGUGGUGGUGUACACCGACGGCUGCUGCUCAGCCAACGGGCGGGACCGGGCCCGGGCUGGGAUCGGGGUGUACUGGGGCCGGAACCACCCAUUAAAUGUUGCAGAGCGGCUGCAGGGGCGGCAGACCAAUCAGAGAGCAGAGAUUCAGGCGGCUUGCAGGGCCCUGGAACUGGCCCGGCAGAACCACAUCCAGAAGCUGGUUCUCUAUACUGACAGCAAGUUCACCAUCAACGGUGUGACCAGCUGGGUGAAGACCUGGAAACUGAACGGAUGGAGGCUGAAGUCUGGCGGUCCGAUCACCAACAAAGAAGAGUUUAUGAAGCUGGAUCAGCUGAACUCAGAGCUGGACGUUGUCUGGAUGCAUGUCCCGGGCCACGCCGGAUUCACCGGGAAUGAGAUGGCGGACCGGCUAUCCCGGGAGGGAGCAGCCAAGGACCUGCUGUGAAAAGUUUAAGAUAUUUUCUGAUUUUCUUUCUGCUCAGGGUGAAUAAAGUUUAGUUUUCUUCCGA
This is a messenger RNA of Poeciliopsis prolifica (blackstripe livebearer), 1061 nucleotides long. RefSeq names its product ribonuclease H1 (gene rnaseh1). Bases 95 to 997 code for a protein of 300 amino acids. The record is from RefSeq and is a predicted model, not a curated record. Gene Ontology annotation, molecular function: nucleic acid binding; magnesium ion binding; RNA-DNA hybrid ribonuclease activity. Gene Ontology annotation, biological process: DNA replication, removal of RNA primer. The transcript is spliced from 8 exons. NCBI's taxonomy places the organism in Eukaryota, Metazoa, Chordata, Actinopteri, Cyprinodontiformes, Poeciliidae.